AUGGCUGGAUCUCGCCGCUCGUCGGCUAGAAAGAACUCGCGCGCCACCGCACCUCCUGCCACACCCGCCGCUGCCACCCCGGGCCCCAGGCCCUUUUUCGACCCCUCAGGCCCAGAGUCUCGCGUCGUCAACGAGAUGCCGGCCGGUGCCAAGGGCUUGGUGGCAUCGCGCUGGGCAACCCCCAGCACUGCUCCUCAGCAGACGGCCGCUCCGGCCCCCGCCUACGCCACCGUAGUGGACCCGGCAACGCCCUUUCUCGAACCCUCUGGCCAACAGUUUCGGGUCGUCAACGACAUGCCUGCCAGCGCCAACGGCCUGGCAGCAUCACGCUGGGCAACGCCCAGCAACGGCACGCAGACCGCCGCUCCCACCAUUACCCCGGCCGCCAUCACCCUCGCUGCCAUCACCCCCGUCGCCAUCACCCCCGCUGCCAUCACCCCCGCCGCCGCCCAAGCGACGCCCUUUCUUUUACGACCGGGCCUCCAGGCUCAUUUCAUCAACCAAAUGCCGGCCGAUGCCAAAGGCCUGGCGGCAUCCCGCUGGGCUUAG
Lasiosphaeria miniovina is the source of this 549-nucleotide messenger RNA. RefSeq lists its product as uncharacterized. The coding region runs from base 1 to 549 and encodes 182 amino acids. The record is from RefSeq and is a predicted model, not a curated record. The transcript has a single exon. Lineage: Eukaryota; Fungi; Ascomycota; Sordariomycetes; Sordariales; Lasiosphaeriaceae.